AUAAAGCUUGCACCAGGAUAUAAAUCCUCUAUAUUACUAAAUACACUGUUCAGUGCAGCUGACAUUUAUUUUUCAUGGCAAGCCUUCCUCGAUGAAGGAGGCAUUGCACGGAUUUGCAUCUCCAAUGGUGCAAUUUCCUUAUGGCAUUGUGUGGUGGCACAUGGCCUAGAACAGCACAUACAUAAGAAAGCAGCAGCAGAAACAGACCUCGGAGCGAGGGGUGAACGUGGAGAAUGUGGUAAACCAGGAAUAAAAGGUGACAAAGGAUUCCCAGGGCCAUAUGGACCAAAGGGACCCAGAGGACUUCAGGGCCUUAGUGGACCUCCAGGCGAUCCAGGCCCAAAGGGAUUUCAAGGCAAUAAGGGUGAACCAGGUCCCCCUGGUCCUUAUGGUCCUCCAGGAGCCCCUGGUAUUGGACAACAAGGUAUUAAGGGAGAACGAGGCCAAGAAGGAAGAACAGGAGCUCCAGGACCCAUUGGAGUUGGUGAGCCUGGACAGCCAGGUCCUCGUGGUUCUGAAGGAGCACCAGGAGAGAGGGGCCUACCUGGAGAAGGAUUUCCGGGACCAAAGGGUGAAAAAGGUUCUGAAGGACCAAUUGGUCCACAAGGAUUACAAGGCCUGUCAAUUAAAGGGGACAAGGGGGAUUUGGGACCUGUGGGGCCCCAAGGACCAGUGGGCAUCCCUGGAAUCGGGAGUCCAGGGGAACAGGGAAUCCAAGGUCCAGUUGGUCCACCUGGUCCACAAGGGCCCCCAGGACUAGGAUUGCCUGGUUCCAAGGGGGAAGCAGGCCAGGUGGGACCUACAGGCCCUAGAGGACCAGUGGGAAUUGGAGUACAAGGUCCAAAGGGGGAGCCAGGCUCAAUAGGGCUCCCAGGACAACCAGGGGUUCCAGGAGAAGAUGGAGCUGCAGGGAAGAAGGGAGAAGCGGGGCUUCCAGGAACAAGAGGCCCAGAAGGACUGCCUGGAAAAGGACAACCUGGCCCCAAGGGCGAUGAAGGAAAGAAAGGAAGCAAAGGAAAUCAAGGACAAAGGGGAUUUCCAGGGCCCGAAGGGUCAAAGGGUGAGCCAGGCAUUAUGGGCCCUUUUGGAAUGCCUGGAGCGUCAAUUCCUGGACCACCUGGGCCAAAGGGAGAUAGAGGAGGACCUGGGAUGCCUGGAUUUAAAGGAGAACCUGGACUUCCUAUUCGAGGCCCAAAGGGUGCCCAAGGCCCUCGGGGACCAGCAGGUUCUCCAGGACUCAAAGGUGAUGGCUAUCCUGGUGUGGCUGGACCUCGAGGAUUGCCAGGACCCCCUGGACCAAUGGGUUUACGUGGAGUGGGAGACACUGGAGCAAAGGGAGAGCCUGGAGUCAGAGGCCCUCCAGGUCCCUCUGGGCCUCGAGGCAUUGGUAUUCAAGGGUCAAAGGGUGAUAUUGGGCAGAAAGGCUUGCCUGGCCCUCCUGGCCCUCCUGGCUAUGGAUCUCAAGGAGUUAAGGGGGAACAAGGACCUCAAGGCUUUCCAGGACCAAAGGGUAUGAUUGGCCAUGGCCUCCCAGGCCAAAAGGGAGAGCAUGGAGAACGAGGUGAUGUGGGAAAGAAAGGUGAUAAAGGAGAAAUUGGAGAGCCGGGAUCUGUAGGAAAACAGGGGUUACCAGGACCAAAAGGGGACCAGGGACUUACAAAAGAAGAAGUUAUCAAACUCAUUAUUGAAAUAUGUGGUUGUGGCCCCAAAUGUAAAGAGACUCCACUAGAGCUAGUAUUUGUAAUUGAUAGCUCAGAAAGCGUGGGGCCAGAAAACUUUCAGAUCAUCAAGAAUUUUGUGAAGACGAUGGCAGACCGGGUUGCUCUAGACCUUGCCACAGCCCGCAUAGGCAUAAUCAACUACAGCCACAAGGUGGAGGAGGUGGCUAACCUGAAGCAGUUCUCCAGCAAGGAUGACUUCAAGCUGGCUGUGGACAAUAUGCAGUACCUGGGAGAAGGCACCUACACAGCCACUGCCCUUCAAGCAGCCAAUGACAUGUUCAAGGAUGCAAGGCCAGGUGUGAAGAAGGUGGCCUUGGUCAUCACCGAUGGGCAGACAGAUUCUCGGGAUAAAAAGAAACUUACAGAGGUGGUGAAGAAUGCCAGUGACACCAAUGUGGAGAUAUUUGUGAUUGGGGUGGUUAAGAAGAAUGAUCCCAACUUUGAAAUAUUCCACCAAGAAAUGAAUCUAAUUGCUACUGACCCAGAGCAUGUUUAUCAAUUUGAUGACUUCUUUACCUUACAAGACACACUGAAGCAAAAAUUGUUUAAAAAAAUUUGUGAGGAUUUUGAUUCCUAUCUUGUUCAAGUGUUUGGUUCAUCGACACUUCAUCCUGGAUUUGGGAUGUCAGGGGAAGAGCUCAAACUAUCUACUCCAGCACCACAAAAAGAAAUUUCUGAGUCAUUCAGUGUCCCUGGAGUCCAGGAUGAAGAAGAGGAGCUUUCAGAGCCGACAUGGGCUGAUGGGCUGGCUACCACUACCUUACCCAGCGCUGUCACAACCCACGAGUCAUUGCUCAACAUCCCUGAAGGUGGGAUAGAGGGUAUGGAAACCAGAACUCCAAGUCCCACUUUGAUUUUACGGGCAGAAAACUUGGUGUACAACGGGAAGAAAGAUCCUAGAUGUCUGGAACCUUUGAAGCCUGGGAACUGUACAGAGUAUGUGUUGCGAUGGUACUAUGACCAACACGUCAACUCUUGUGGCCGCUUUUGGUUCAGUGGCUGUAAUGGCUCAGGAAAUAGAUUCCACACUUUAAAAGAAUGUCAAGAAAUCUGCGUUCAAGGCUGAGCAAGUAAAUUAAUAACUCUCUGUUAAAAGCCUAGCUUGAACCUUGACAAUUUCACUAUAUUCACCCAGUACAAAUAAAACACCAUAUUUCAGUGUGCACAGAGCAUUUACAAUUUAUACAGUAGUUGAACCCUCAAAAACAAAAACAAAAACACCCUAGGAUGUAUGUAUUAUUACU
Molecule: messenger RNA, 2965 nt
Organism: Tupaia belangeri chinensis (Chinese tree shrew)
Lineage: Eukaryota; Metazoa; Chordata; Mammalia; Scandentia; Tupaiidae
Product: collagen alpha-1(XXVIII) chain
Exons: 28
Cellular component (GO): extracellular matrix
Molecular function (GO): serine-type endopeptidase inhibitor activity
Source: RefSeq, a predicted model, not a curated record